This is a messenger RNA of Gongylonema pulchrum, 609 nucleotides long. Lineage: Eukaryota; Metazoa; Nematoda; Chromadorea; Rhabditida; Gongylonematidae. The record is from the annotation of a GenBank genome assembly.
AUGAGUGACGCAGUUUUGUAUUUGUCACUGGCCACAGCGAUCUCUUCCUCGUAUGUGGCGCUGUUGUAUGCAUUCGACUUCGACGGCGUCGAUCGAAAUGAUCCGCGCAGCGUCAAACGGCGAUUCCUUGGUGCUGCCGUUAACAAUAUCAUUAGCAUCACCUGUACAUAUACUGUCCUUUCCAAGAAUCACGAUUCGCCAUUCCUAUUGAUGGGUAUGCAUUCACGUGGUAUUCAUCUUGCUUGCCUUUUACCGACAGUAUUAACAUGUAUAUGCUAUUUGGGUACGUGGGUGCUCGCAUACGUUGACGGCAACCUGUCAUAUUGGCUGAGUAUGAGUGAUUGGAAGCAACGUGCUAACAAUAUUAUUUGGAUUCGGGAUGCCUUAAUGGCGCCGAUCACGGAGGAGCUUGCCUUCCGUGCUUGUGCGUCUGCCCUCGUGCUACAGUGUCUUUCCUCAACAGCAACAGUGUUCGUUGCUCCACUGCCAUUUGCACUAAGUCACUUGCAUCACAUCUUCGAUGACAUGAGGAGAGGCUACACGCAGUGCGAAGCAAUUAGCAGACGAGGUAAUCUGAUCUUUUUUCUCCAUUUCACUGCCUGCACAUGA